This is a messenger RNA of Geodia barretti, 824 nucleotides long. The record is from the annotation of a GenBank genome assembly. NCBI's taxonomy places the organism in Eukaryota, Metazoa, Porifera, Demospongiae, Tetractinellida, Geodiidae.
AGAUCAAGAGGAAAGAAGUGUGGGAGAUGCUGCUGCUGAAGCAACUCGGGGUCCGAGGCUGCACCACUCUGGAAGCACCAACCAUCAGAGCAGCUCUCUCCUCCCCAUCCUCCCUAGUGAGGACAUGCACCACCGUCCACAGACCUAGCCUCGUCGCCCCCAGCAGGCAACCGUUCUCAAGGCCCAGUACGUCAUCCUCUUGCCUUUUACACCCGUCCCGGCGCCUCUCCGUCAGCUCCAGCGCUCGCCAGGCUCCCAACUCUCCUCCCCACACUCCCCACCGACACCACAAGGACCUCUACUCCGUGCUGGACGUGUCUCCGAAGGCCACACAGCAGGAGAUCAAGGACCAGUUCUACAAACUCUCCAUGCUCUACCACCCCGACAGAAACCGCGGCUCCAUGAGUGCCCACGCCCGCUUCUCCGACAUCACAGAGGCCUACUCGGUACUCGGUCAACACUCGCUACGACGUAAAUACGACAGGGGCCUCUUGCAAGAUUACCCGCGGCGUCCACACCACGACACCCACCAUCACAGAGACAGCGAACGUAAUUUUGACCCGGCAGCCAUGUCUGGGAGUGGCCCGAAAAAGAUCUACGAUUUCGACGAGUUCUACCGGAUGCACUACGGAGAGGCACUGAAGUGGCAGAGGGAGAGGAAGGCAAGCCAGAAGGCCAUGGCGACCGAGCAAGAGAGACUGGCAACGCUCUCGGAGCCGAUGCACAGACUUCUCCUCAUUUCAGUGGUCCUGUCCGUGUUCUUUGUGGGGUGGGUGGGGGCAAAGUAUAGAGAUCAGCAGGAGAAAGAGGGAAAGUGGAUAUAA